This is a messenger RNA of Beta vulgaris subsp. vulgaris (sugar beet), 2059 nucleotides long. Its product is annotated as monooxygenase 1. The record is from RefSeq and is a predicted model, not a curated record. Gene Ontology annotation, molecular function: FAD binding. The transcript has 6 exons. Bases 703 to 1911 code for a protein of 402 amino acids. NCBI's taxonomy places the organism in Eukaryota, Viridiplantae, Streptophyta, Magnoliopsida, Caryophyllales, Amaranthaceae.
CUUCCCUUUUCUUAUCUUAAAUGAUCUAUUUUUAAUGGUUUAUCAUUUCAGUUGUAUGCUUAUCUUUUAUGGGUUUGUUUCUGUUGUUUUUUUUCUUUAUGUUUUUGUCCAUAAUUCUGUUACAAAUUGAUCUGGUUAACUUCUUACAUGGAGGGUUGUACCACUAUCAAAAUGUUGUGAAGAAAAAUUAUAACUUUGAUUGAGUACUCCUUAAUUAUAUGUUAUGAACUCAUGGUUAAUUAUUCUGAUGAUUUACCCAGAUUUCGUAGAUUUGGACAAAAGUUGGCUUACUACCUGUUCUUUUGGACUUAUUUUCAAUUCAGUUAAUUUCAGUUCAGUUAAUUUCAGUUUAGUUCAAUUUCUAUUUGCAAUUCAGUUUCUCUCGGUUCAGUUAAUUUCAGUUCAGUUCAGUUUCUCUCAGUCUAAAAGAACGGGGCCUACGUAUCAUUGUUAGCAUAAAAUCUUAAAAAAAAGAAGAGUAAUAGGUAUGUAUACAAUCUCAAUGCAGGGAGCUUCUACGCUUCUUACAGGGAAUUUUGCUCAAUUUUGCAGGGAGAAAGAUAAUUUAGUUGCUGAUGCUCUAGCUAAAUGUGCAAAAAUUUCAUUUUUAUAGGAAAUUUUGGAUUGUUAUCAAUUUGGGAUGACUCUUAAUUUGUAUUAUGUGAAGAAUUUGAGCUCCAGGAAGGAAAGAAAGGAGGGCUGAUGGCGGCUGCGGAAGAGCUAGAUAUAGUGAUUGUUGGUGGAGGAAUUUGCGGCUUAGCUACAGCUCUAGGUCUACACAGGAAAGGUAUUCAGAGUGUUGUGCUGGAGAGGUCCGAUACACUUCGAGCAACAGGAGCUGCUAUCACUGUAUUCCCUAAUGGCUGGCGUGCCCUCCACCAGCUUGGUCUCGACUCCACUCUUCUAUCAACUGCUAUUCCAUGGCAAAGGGCAGUUGAUAUUUCGCCUGAGGGUGUGGCACAUGAAAUUCGUCUAAGUGAAGAGGAUACUCGUUGCUUGAGGAGAGGUGAUCUCGUUGAAGCAUUAGCCAAUGCGCUACCGCUGCAGACAAUACGUUUUGGCUGUCAAGUUGUAUCUGUGAAUGUGGAAAAAUCAAGUUCAUGUGCAGUUCUUCAACUUCAUGAUGGGAGCUUAAUCAAGGCUAAGGUUUUGAUUGGCUGUGAUGGAUUGAACUCAGUCAUUGCAAAUUACAUUGGCUUAAAGCCUACUCGGUUUCUUUCCACAUGUUCAGUCAGAGGCCUGACUCUAUAUCCAAAUGGUCAUGGAUAUGCUCCUAAGUCCUUGAGAGUAAGAAAAGAUAAGCAUUAUGUUGGCAGAAUCCCGAUUGAUGAAAAGACAGUUUACUGGUUUGUCGCUCUAGAGUGGAUUCAAAAAGUAGAUGCUAAGAUGCCAAAAGAUCCUGCGUCCAUCAGGCAGCUGGCCUUAGACAGAACAGCUGGUUUCUCGAAGGAUAUUGUGGAGAUGAUAGAGAACAGCGAUUUAAGCUCUUUAUCACUCACACGAUUGAGAUAUCGUGCCCCAUGGAAUUUACUAUCUAGAAGCUUGCGCAGAGAAACUAUAACAGUAGCCGGGGAUGCUUGGCAUGCUAUGGGUCCUUUUCUUGGGCAGGGCGGGUCUGUUGCACUAGAAGAUGCAGUUGUUCUUGCUAGAUGCUUAUCAAAGAAGAUAUGUAAUGCUAAUAUGAACAGGAGUAGAAUGCAUUUGUCAACACAGAUGGCUAAGGAUGCUCUGGAUGAAUAUUUGAAGGAAAGGAGGCGGCGAGUGGUGCUCUUAUCAACCUUAACUUACCUAACAGGUUUAUUGACAAUUGAAGAUCUUUCUCUGCUGUUAAGACUCCUGUGUAUCAUAAUCUUUGCUGUUGUUUUUCGAGAUCGACUGAAUCACACUCGAUAUGAUUGUGGUGAACUCUAAGCUCAUUUUCUUGAAGACUAGCUUUGUGCUUUUAGUAUUGCUACUGUACUUGUAUAAUUUCUGUAUUCUUUGUAUUGGAUGCAAUGCACUUCUUUGUAAAUGCUGUAUAUUUGUGAUUUUAAUUAGUAAUUGUUAUGUUGUCAUUUCA